Molecule: messenger RNA, 2647 nt
Organism: Mercenaria mercenaria
Lineage: Eukaryota; Metazoa; Mollusca; Bivalvia; Venerida; Veneridae
Exons: 3
Coding region: 1-636 (211 amino acids)
Source: RefSeq, a predicted model, not a curated record
AUGACGAAUGCUGCCGAAAAAGUGAAUGCAAUUAGUGAGACUGGUGGCUGGUGUCCGAAGGAAACAAAUGUAACACAAUUAAAAGACAGAAGGCACUGGAUUGAUAGGAAACUUAUUGCUGCUUUGAGCAUCUUUUUUAAAGAUAAAUAUGUUGGAAGCUUUGGUGACGGAUCAGGACAAUACAAACAGCUUCUACUUAAUUAUGAUACACUGAAAGGUUAUGACGCCUUCGACGGAGGCCCAUUCUGUGAAACAACAACUAAUGGAUUUGUCAAAUAUUUAGAUCUCACGAUUCCGCAGUAUGGAUUACGUUUAUAUGAUUGGAUAUUGUGCUUGGAAGUAGCAGAACAUAUACCGAGGAAGUUCGAAGGCGUAUUCAUCGACAAUAUUGUUCGUCAUGCACAUGAGGGUGUUGUUUUAAGUUGGGCGAAACUUGGACAGCACGGACAGGGACAUGUCAAUAACAGACCGUUUGAAUAUGUCAAGGAUUUGAUGAGAACAUUUGGAUUUGCACAUAGUAUCAUGGAAUCACAGCAUCUGAAGAAUGCAACAGAAAUAGUCUGGUUAAAUUGGAAUGUUAACGUUUUCCGACGGCAAAAAAUGAUUUUGGCAGAAGACAUGAAAAUGUAUACCUAGCAAAGGCAAUUUCUCCUCUUAAUAAUCAUUAUACAAAAUUUACAACCUAAAUGAUAACACCAUCCUUUACAUUUAUCAUAUACAAUUCUGUUUAAAGAUAUCAUAAAAUGCAAAUAGAUUAUUGCUGAUAUCUCACAUAGCCUCUUAAAAGAUCUCGAAAAAGAUCAUUUGGAAGCAAAGAAUUCAACCAAGUAUAAUAAUAGAAGACUCGGUUUGAUUGAGUGUGUUUAUGAAAGGUAAUGAAAUGCAAUGUGAAACAACUCUCGUGCCCCCUAGCAACAGCAAAGUGGAACUGUAUUACACACAUGUUGACUGGACUCCAUGAUCCCAAAGGACCAGAAAAUAUAUCACCACUGAAACCAAGCACGGGGUUACUUUUUACAGCAUACCUAUAUAUGUUAAGACACAAUUAGAUUAAAGAAGGACUUCACAACAGAUAUCCAUGUUUUUUCAUACAUGUGCACACUGUUAUUAUAUUGUUUGGCCCUCAGGAAUCUCUGUUUAAUGUUGAUGCACUAUUUGAUUCCGCUAUUACAGGGUCUAGGCGACGAGAGGGAUCUUUCACUAUUUCUUAUCUCUCAAUAAAAGUCGCUUUUAAAUCAACUCCGCUAUUAAUUGCUGUUUUAUUAUGUUCAAACACUCUAGAUUUUUCCUCUUUCCCCGACACAUAACAGUGUUUUAACCUGUCCGUCUACCAUUUUGGUUGAUCAUCUGAAUUAAUGCUGCAGUAAGCUUUUAGCCACAAUCUUGCAUAGAAUCUACUAAAUGCUAAAUCAUGUCCCCAUUAACGCUUUUUAACUAAAUAUGCAAUAUUAUAGGUAAUCAUAUUUUUGUAAUAACGAGAAACAAUAUAAAAGCACGUUUAAAAACCCUUGAAUGCAUGUUUUUUCCCCUAUCUUUUUGGCUCUCAGUUUAUGAAUUAAAACUGCACCAAAAUCAGAGAGACAUUACAUAUGAAAACAUUUAGUCUUUAUGUCAUGUUUUAUGCAAGAAUAGCGGCAAUAUAUGUUUGUUAUGUGUAUUGAAUUCUGCAGAACCAUUGGAAUUGUUUGUCACCGAGACCCAAUAUAAUUCCAAUAUAAACACUUUGUUAUAUGCACAAACUUUUUUUUCUCAUCUUAUUCUGAAUAAAUAAAUUAAUUUAUAUCAUGGUGAAAACACGAGAGGGGAUACAACGCCUGUAAAGAUUUAAACCUCGACUAUGACAGUUUAACGUUGAAGAAGAAGAAUACGAAAUUAUAAAAUGGUAUUGCUAAACAUCGUUGUUUCUAGAUUUCUUCAGGUCAUUGAAGGCGAAAUGCAGCGCCAUAUAGCGGAGCGUCAAACAUUAUGCUUGACGACGUCACGUCUUUGCGUUCUAAAUGUUGACGGUAAACAGCUUGUAUGCUGAAGAUUGUAUUUCGCAUCCAGCUUUUCGUCAUAUUUAAACAAUUAAAUAUCCACCUUAAUUUAAUGCUAACUAAUGAAAUACUGUAUUCAAUCAGUAUAUUUUCACACUGUGAGAGAUAUAGCGGCCGAUCUACUUGUACUUUGUGUAUAAAAUUUAAAUUAUAUGCUUAAAACAUGAUAAAAAAUUGUAUUCGCACUUUGUUCUUUAUAGUACAUUUCUCGAUUCAAACUAUUUUACUUAAUGAGAAUUUCAUAACGUUAUGCAGCAAGAAAGAAAUGAAACUUUAUGUUAUGUGCGUCUUUAUAACGUCACAACACGUCUGACUUCAUGUCUGUAUACGCGCGUCUGUUUCCCGCGCUGAGAUUACAAUGUGUUACAAAAUGCACAUCUCAACGUAAUUAAGCAUAAAAUAAAAAGAAAAUUUGUUUGUUUUGAGUGAAUAUGAAAUAUAUCUCACCUCGAAGUGAGAAAAUUUUAAUUUGGCUAAGUUUUUGUCAGCAUUUGACCGGAGUCAUAUCUAACACUCAGAUGAAAACUUCCACCGUUUAAAUGAGUAUGUGUAUUGUUUUUCAAAUAUGAAUAACGUGAGCAUUAUAGCUGUAUAUAGCUGCUUAAUCGCUG